GGCGCCUUCUGCUUGUCUUGUCCAUAUCUUUCGCCGUAUGGUCGACGAUCCUUCUAUCCCACGGAGCGGCCUCUCAAGCGCUGCUCGACGGAUGGGAACCCCUCGGCUCUGAAGCAAAGGACCAGCGUGCUCUAGCUCUAUAUCGCUCAUGGGAGAGCGCCUAUGGCCUGCAGCGGGGCUCCCUCCUCCCCCCAUCCCCCCUCUCCCUUCCCCCCGACCUUCCCCCUCCCCCCCACCUCACUAAUUGCGCCGCCCGCACUCUUGCGCGAGAGGUGGCGGAAGGGGGACCGUGGAGAGGUGGGGGGGGAGGAGGACGGGGAGGGGAGAGAGAGGGGACCCGUUGGGAGGACACGUGGCAGCAGACUGGUGGUCAAGAGGAAAAUCCACCCGAGUGCUGCGAUUGGUUGCCGCCCCGCACUCCGUGGGUGCAUGGUACGGACGCUUCCAAUCUAGCGCUGACACGUGUCGCACAGCGGGACAUAUGGGCGCACCAGAUGCUGACGUCAGCAGCAGUACGGGGAGAAGGAGGAGGAAGGGGAGGAGGGACGUGUGAGGGGCGUCGGUUGCUGGUGGUUCCAUGGGUGCCGUCAGACCGCCACGUCAGCGCUGACCCAUUCCACACCGUCGCCAGUCAAAUCCACGUCAUGGCGGAUAUCCUUGGGCUAGCGAUGUUGCACAACCGCACGCUCGUUCCCCUGCCUGGCAGCUAUGGCCCUGCUGCCAACAGUGACUGUAAGGAGUUGAACCAGACUGGCGAAUGGACCUGUUUUUUCUUCCCUCUCACCCACCCCGCCUGCUCCUCCCGGGUCUCCCACCUGCAAGCCAACGGCCACAUGCCCACCUGCCUCUCGUUACAAGCACAACAGCCACCGUCACCAUCACAGUCACAGUCUCAGUUUCAGUCACAGCUACUGUCACAGUUGCAGCAGCACCUGGCAUCGGUGCAGGAUGUUGUGUGUAUGGAUGGCUGGCCGCUCAUAGAAGCCACAACACAGAUGGAUGGCACCUCCCCUGCUGCUGCUGAAGGGAAUAAUGCUGGUGCUGCCCCUGCAUCAACAGCGGUAACGCCAGCAGCAGCAGCGGCAGCAGCAGUAGGAUCAGCAGAGUCAGCAGUAGAUGCAGCAGGAGCAGCUACACCUCCAGCCGCAGCAGCAGCACCAGCGCCAGCAGCACCAGCGCCAGCAUCAGUCCCAUCAAUCAUCCAAGCAGCGGCAGCAGCAGCUGUUGUGAGCCGGUGGGGCCGUCCCCAUAAGGAGCAACCCGUUAUGGUGGAUAAGCAAGGCACGCUCCACAUCAUGGGAGAGGAGAGAGCCCAGCUCCACUGGUGGCGAUCCCAAGCCGUCCGCUUCUUCCUCCGAUGGCCCUCCCUCCACCUCUGCCACGUCAUCAACCGAGAGCACCACAUCAGCAUUGGGCUCCACGUGGCUGCCAGCCUGGCACCCACCAUUGCCAGCCAAGCAUCUCUCCUCCACUCCCUGUCGUCCGGCACGACUCCCGGCACCACUGCGUCUACUAACACAAGAUUUGCGAUUCGGUAUUCGAAGAAUCUACCGAAUACAUCGGAGGAGGCUGCUGCGCUUGCUGCUGCUGGGAAAGCGACUGAAAAAGGGCAUGCGCUCUCUGCGCUUAUUGCUUCCUCUUUUGCUGCUUCUGCUGCUGCUGAUGCUGCUGCUUCCUCUGCUUCCGCUGCCUCUGCUGCUUCUUCUGCUUCUGAUGCUUCUGCUUUUGCUUCCCCCCCUUCCUCACUCUCCUCCCCGUCCUCUUCCCCUGACCUCCCCUCCCUCCUCCACUCCCCCAAUUCCUCUCUCCUGGAAACGCAUGUGUGGGUGGGGAGGGAUGGGCCGAAGCGAGUGAGCGUGCGUGUGGGGGGGAGAGUGAGAGUGGGAUUAGGCGUGAGGGGAGGGGAAAACGGGGGGAGUGAGGGAGGGGUUGAGGGAGAGGGUAGCACCAGCACCAUGGGGCGAUUGUGUGGUGCUGCAAUGAUGACAAGCACCACUGUGGAUGACCUUAUAGCGAGGACAGGAAGAGGGGAGCUGUUGACUCUAGACCCUGUGACUAUAGCAGUGGGCGGUGAGCCUUACCUGCCCCGUCCAAUAGCAGCUGUACACGUCAGCAGGGUGGGUGAGAUAGGGAGGGAGGAGACUGGUCGGGGUGGUAACGAGCUGUUGAGCUCGGAGUCAGCCUUUGGAGCGGAAAGAAUGGCAGCUGCAGCAGCCUUGCAGGCAUUGCAGCGUCUACGGUGGUUGAGCCCUGACCUUAGAAGAGUGUGGCUCUCAGGGGACGUACAUGGGACGAGGGCCAUCCAACAGCAUCUAGACUCACCUGACUGGGCACUCCUUUACUCCACUCGCACUCGACAGCCUGGCACUGCUGCAGAGGGUGCGGCGGCGGUUGCUGCAACAACGGAUGCAGCAGCAGCAACAGGAGGAGAAGAAGCAGCUGCAGCUGCUGUUAUAUUCGCUGAUCUGCUGACAUCAUCUCUCACUGAUUUCCUCAUAGCUGACAUCAGCACAGAAUCUGGUAGCUUGAUUCAUGAGCUUAGGGGCACCAAUGGUCGCCUCUUCUCCCCUGUGUGCACCAUUUGACUUUGACCUUCUCGAUCCGGACACAUUUGCAUUUCUUUGGGCAUACACUAUGUGUAUAUUCCAUGUGAAGAGGACGGGACAAGGGUA
Messenger RNA from Closterium sp. NIES-67, 2672 nucleotides. The record is from the annotation of a GenBank genome assembly. NCBI's taxonomy places the organism in Eukaryota, Viridiplantae, Streptophyta, Zygnematophyceae, Desmidiales, Closteriaceae.